Molecule: messenger RNA, 1653 nt
Organism: Phytophthora infestans T30-4
Lineage: Eukaryota; Oomycota; Peronosporomycetes; Peronosporales; Peronosporaceae
Exons: 1
Coding region: 22-1653 (543 amino acids)
Biological process (GO): protein ubiquitination
Cellular component (GO): Cul4A-RING E3 ubiquitin ligase complex; membrane
Source: RefSeq, a predicted model, not a curated record
CCACACUGCUUCGCACUUGCCAUGGCGUCAAGCUCUCUGCUGCUGCUAGUGGUGGUGACCUGCCUGUGCAUCUGGAGCCUGACACUUGCGCAAAAUGUCAACGACUCACCGGUGCUGGACGUGGAGUCUGACGUGGUGUGUGAAGCGGCCACGGACUGCUUGGCGCAGGGUUUGAAGCACAGCACGUGUCGUGCAGGAGUCUGUGUGGACAACGCACUAUUCCCGCUAUCGCACGAGGAGAUCGCCGGGUCUAUUGGCGCGUUUGUGGCCACCAUCCUGGCUGCAGGAUCCGGUCUGGGUGGCGGGGGUCUGCUGGUGCCGCUGUACAUCAUGCUCAUGAGCAUGUCGUCACACGAGGCGGUGCCGCUUUCCAAGACCACAAUCUUUGGCGGCGCCAUUGCCAGUUUCUUGCUGAAUGUACGGAAACGCCACCCUCUAGUGCGCAGCCGUCCUCUGAUCGACUACGAGACGAUGCUCCUGAUGGAACCCAUGACGCUUGCUGGUACAAUUAUCGGCGUUAACAUGAAUGCGGUGUUCCCCGAGUGGCUCAUCACAAUUUGCAUCGUGUGGCUGCUGACCAAGACAGCUCUUCGCACAUAUAGCAAGGGCAAGAAGAUUUGGAAGGAGGAAGUUGAUGCUGACAACAAGAUCAUUAUGGACAUUGUGGCUUACUGGCGGUUGUUGCCGUACGAGUCGAACUUCAAGCAGUUCCAGGUUGUAGCGCGAGCGUAUUUAAAGUGGAAGGCUUACAAGUCGCCCGAGAAAGAGGAGCUUCGACUGAAGAUUCUGGCAGACGAGGCCAGUAGUGUGGAGGAACGAAAAAGCUCAUCAAAUAUUACAGAAGCGAGCACUGAGGAAGAGACGAGCAGCGACGAAAACGAGAGUGAGAAUUUGAUGAGUUGGGGACUGCAAGACAAGCGACCGGUGAAAUUCCUCUCGGUAGAGGAGAUCGCCAAGACACGUCGCACUGUCCCUAUGGCAGACAUGGGCGUGCUCUUCUUGACGUGGAUCGGUCUCGUGUUGUUUUCUAUGGCGAAAGGUGGCCACGGUACGCCCAGUGUUAUUGGUUUAUCAUGUGGAAGCAUUGGCUACUGGCUGCUGGUCAUCGUCUCGUUUCCCUUCUUCAUGAGCGUGACGAUCUACUUUGGUAUGAAGAUCAGUCGCUUCCACACGAUGUUGCAGGCGUCUGACUACACGUAUGCAAAAGGUGAUAUGAUCUGGACGAAAUUUGCAGUCGUCAAGUACCCAGCGUUGUGCACUGCCGCUGGCGUAGCCGCUGGUCUGCUGGGCAUUGGAGGUGGAAUGGUAAAAGGCCCGCUGUUAAUUGAAAUGGGUUUACUACCUCAAGUUUCGUCGGCGACGUCGUCGUCUAUGAUCCUUUUCACGUCCUCUGCUACUACGAUCCAGUUUAUAAUCCUCGGCACGCUGUCGGUGAACCACGCCUUGUGGCAUGGCGCGGUGGGUUUCGUGGCCGGCCUUAUCGGGCAGCUGGGUAUGUCGUACUUAUUCAAAAAGUACCGCAAGUCGGCGCUGGUGAUCUUCCUUGUCGCCGUCUUUAUCGGAGUCAGUGGCAUCGUCAUGGGCGUGCUGGGUGCAGUUCGUAUCUCGGAGAUCGGCUUCGGAGGCUUCCGCUCACUCUGCCUCAGCGGCUAA